CUCAGCUGGUGGUGGCGGUGGCGGUGGUGGAGGAGUCAACGAUGCUUUCAAAGAUGCGCUGCAGCGAGCCCGGCAGAUUGCAGCAAAAAUUGGAGGUGAUGCUGGCACAUCACUGAAUUCAAAUGACUAUGGUUAUGGGGGACAAAAAAGACCUUUGGAAGAUGGAGAUCAACCAGAUGCUAAGAAAGUUGCUCCUCAAAAUGACUCUUUUGGAACACAGUUACCACCGAUGCAUCAACAGCAGAGGUCUGUAAUGACAGAAGAAUACAAAGUUCCAGAUGGAAUGGUUGGAUUCAUAAUUGGCCGAGGAGGUGAACAGAUCUCACGCAUACAACAGGAAUCUGGAUGCAAAAUACAGAUAGCUCCUGACAGUGGUGGCCUUCCAGAAAGAUCUUGUAUGUUAACUGGAACACCUGAGUCUGUCCAAUCAGCAAAACGCUUACUGAACCAGAUUGUUGAAAAAGGAAGACCAGCUCCUGGCUUUCAUCAUGGUGAUGGACCAGGAAAUGCAGUUCAAGAAAUAAUGAUUCCAGCUAGCAAGGCAGGAUUAGUUAUUGGGAAGGGAGGAGAAAUUAUUAAACAACUUCAGGAGCGGGCUGGAGUUAAAAUGGUCAUGAUUCAAGAUGGGCCUCAAAACACAGGUGCUGACAAACCUCUUAGGAUUACUGGAGACCCAUACAAAGUUCAACAAGCCAAGGAGAUGGUGUUAGAGUUAAUUCGUGAUCAAGGUGGUUUCAGAGAAGUUCGAAAUGAGUAUGGGUCAAGAAUAGGAGGAAAUGAAGGAAUAGAUGUACCCAUGUCGAUUCAUUCACUGUAGAUACUUCUGGGUGUUCUUUGGCUUGUACAUGAUCCUUACAUG
This is a messenger RNA of Orycteropus afer afer, 859 nucleotides long. RefSeq names its product far upstream element-binding protein 1. Gene Ontology annotation, molecular function: mRNA binding. NCBI's taxonomy places the organism in Eukaryota, Metazoa, Chordata, Mammalia, Tubulidentata, Orycteropodidae. Gene Ontology annotation, biological process: regulation of gene expression. The record is from RefSeq and is a predicted model, not a curated record. Gene Ontology annotation, cellular component: cytoplasm; nucleus.